This is a messenger RNA of Megalopta genalis, 2772 nucleotides long. It is a transcript of the gene Cog3, whose product is annotated as conserved oligomeric Golgi complex subunit 3. NCBI's taxonomy places the organism in Eukaryota, Metazoa, Arthropoda, Insecta, Hymenoptera, Halictidae. Gene Ontology annotation, cellular component: cis-Golgi network; membrane; COG complex. The record is from RefSeq and is a predicted model, not a curated record. Gene Ontology annotation, biological process: Golgi organization; intra-Golgi vesicle-mediated transport; intracellular protein transport.
UCAAAUCUCGUAACUUCAUGGUUAUGGUUCAUAAUUGCUGCGGUGUCAGUUUUUUGAAGUGAAUUUUUUAACUUAUAUUACAAAGCGGCAUGUUUAUAGUAUACGCUGUUCUAUUACUUUUCUUAAAAGUGUCUGUUUUAUAACGGUUCUUCCCACUGACAGGAAAUCAUGUCUAAAAUGAAAACCGUUUCGAAUAACUUAACCAAAUGGGAUCUGUCAGAGGAUCCACUGGCACCAUUAACUGAGCAUCAAAAGGAUUGUUUAUUAAGUUUAGAAGAAGAAUUGUCUUCCAUGAGCACAUUGAAGAGUGACGAAAUAAGUGACACUACAAACGCAAGUGAAACAGAUAAAAAGUCAGUACAAAUAGAACGAUAUCAAGAUCUUUUAGAACACUACACCUCAUUAGAAAAAGAAUGCAUGGAUAAAAAAGACAUAAAAUACAUAUUAUAUCUUGAUGAGCUACAAAAUCGACAACACGAGUGCCAUGAGCUUUGCCUCCAAAUCGAAGAGGCAAUGGAAGACUUUACAACUUUAUAUAAACAAUAUUCAGAGGUAUCUGAUAAAACCACUUCCCUUUAUAAUGCUAGUGAACAGCUUGACUCUGAUCAGAGGAAAUUAAAUUCUACUUUAGAGAAUAUCACCGAGUAUGUGAAAUACUUUAAAGAUAUCGAUAUGAUGAUGGAAAAAUUAGAAGCACCAACAUUGUCAGUGAACAGCGAAAUGUUCUUUAAUAUAUUGGAUAAAAUUGAUAUAAAUAUUGACUUUGUGCAAAGUAAUCCAUCAUUUAAGGAGAGUAAUACAUACUUAAUUAAAUAUAAACAUUGCCAGUCUAAGGCAAUAUCUAUGAUACAAAAUUAUAUAUUUAAUCUAUUUAGUAAGACUACAGAAAGUAUUUUAAAUCUGAGAGAUAGUGAUGAUUCCAAUGAUAGUGCUGAUGCGGCAUUAGCACUUUUCUAUGGAAGAUUUCAAACUAUUUUAUCAAAAGUUAGGCCUGUUAUAGAGCAAAUAGAAGUAAAAUCAUAUAAAAGACAAGAGUAUGAUAGUUUGUUGACAGAGUGUCAUCAAUAUUAUUGGAGCCAAAGAGGAUUAGUAUUAGGCUCUAGUGUACAGAAAUCCUUAAUGUCUGUAAAAGAGAAAUACAAUGGUGAUCAUUGUAGUUUGGUACGAAAUUCGUGUGCAUUAUUGUUGCAUGCAUCAAUGGAUGAAUACAAAUUAUUUUAUGAAUUUUUUUCAAAGCCAUCCAGUGGAUUGACAGCAUACUUAGAAAGUCUAUGCACAUCUUUGUAUGAUAUGCUGAGACCAUUUAUUAUUCACAUUAAUCAUUUAGAAACAUUGGCUGAAAUUUGCUGUAUUCUGAGAAUUGAAAUGUUGGAUGAGCAUGUACAAAAUAAUUUCGAACCUUUGGAAGGAUUUGGAAAUAUUUGUCUACAAUUGUUGCACGAUGUACAGGAAAGACUUGUUUUUCGUGCUCACUUAUAUUUGCAAUCCGAUGUUUUGAAUUAUAAUCCAUCACCGGGUGAUCUAGCAUACCCAGAGAAAUUAAGAAUGAUGGAGGACAUAGCAGAAUCAAUAAGAGAAGAGACACGACAAACGAAAAUGAAAAGGAUAUCUGUGUCAUCUAGCGAUGACAGUUUCAUUGAACCAGUUUCUAGAAAUCAUAUUGUAAUGGAUUCUAUUUAUCAAAAAACACAUAUGGGAAAUUCACCAGCAGAUCUUCAUGGAAUGUGGUAUCCUACAGUCCGUAGAACGUUAGUUUGCUUAUCAAGAUUAUACAGAUGCAUAGAUAGAUCUGUUUUUCAGUCUUUGAGUCAAGAAGCAAUAUCUCUCUGUGUUCAAAGUAUAGAGAAUGCAAGGCAAGAAAUUGAGAAACGGGCGUCAACUUUAGAUGCAGAACUUUUCCAAAUAAAACAUUUAUUGAUAUUACGCGAACAAAUUGCGCCGUUUCAAGUGGACUUUACUAUAAAGGAGUACAGUCUAGACUUCUCUAAAGUUAAGACUGCUGCAUUUGGCUUACUGGAAAAAAGUUCUAGACUUUUUACAUUGUCUAAUAAUGCAUUAUUGGAAUUUUUAUUAGAAGGGGCACCACAAAUGAAGGAACAACUAAUAGACUCCAGGAAGCAUGUAGAUAAUAAAUUGAAAUAUACAUGUCAACGCCUUAUACAGCAUGCAACAUUUUUGUUGAUACAUCCAAUUUUAAAAUUAUUAGAUAAAGAAAAGUUAUCUGUUAAUACCAACAAUUCAGAUAAACCGCAAGAACAUAAUCUUGGAAGUCCAGAAGAUGUUUCUGCAAUAAUCAGUGAGGUGUUGCGGAUAAUUAAGUUUAAAUGCCCUGAAAUUCAACAAUCAAUGCAAUUAUAUCUGUCCAAUAAAGAAACAGAGUUCAUUCUGUUCAGACCAAUAAAAAAUAACGUAUGCGCAGCAUUUACACAAUUAUAUCAGAUUCUGAGUAAAUAUUAUAAUGCAGAGGAACUUCUUUUAAUCGCUUGUCCACUACCAGAACAAAUUUCUGUUAUGUUGAGUUCAUCCAGUCUUGUUCAUGGCAAAAGCACACAAAGCAUGAAGAAAACGUAGCCAACAUGAAUUAUCAAAUGUUUUGUAAUACUAGCUCAAUUCUUUAGAUAUUGUACAUUGAUAUCAUUUUAAAAAUGUAAUCAAACUAUUAAUAUUUUGAAAACGUAUGUUCUUAAAAUAAGCAUUAAUAUAUAAUACAAAUAUCCUAUUAUAUUGUAAAUUACAUAGAAUGUACAUAAACAAUGUAUUGCUUAUAGUAUA